AUUCUCUCACGGAGGACUCCAAUCCCUCUGCAACCAUCCCUUCUGCACCGGUCCUUCUCCUGCUCGGCAUUCUUAAAAAUGAAGGUCCAAUGCACAGUUGCGACCACUCCCACCUCAGAUACUCCCGGGACAUGCAUUCUACUCCACUUUGAUAGAAAACGCUACCUUCUCGGUCAUAUCGGGGAAGGAGCUCAGCGGGCGUUCAUCGAACGGUCGAUAAGGCUUACAAAGAUAUCCGAUAUCUUUCUCUCUGGUCGCACGGAAUGGCAGACUAUUGGUGGUUUGGUUGGGCUUAUAUUGACUAUGGCGGAUCAGGAUGCCGCAAAAGCCUCGGACAGUCUUAACGAUCCUCGGGCUGCGACAAGGAAGAAAAAACCCAAUGAGCGAAAGGGGAUUACGGUUCACGGUGGAGAGAAUCUACUGCAUUCACUCGCUACUACACGGCCAUUUGUUUUUAGGAGAGCAAUGAACUUGAGGCUGAGCGAGGUUCCAGCAACCAGGAGUGAUGAAGCUAGGAAAGAGCAAGUUUCCCAAGCACCAUAUUUCAGGGAUGAAAACCUGAUUGUUCAUGCCAUGCAAAUUUACCCGGAGAAAGACCUCAAGGAUUCGGCAAGAGAGAUUGAGACAGGAAGUUCGUCAGCGGUGGGGAAUGUUGAUCGCGCUACUAGGAAGCGCUCGUUCGAUGAGAUCACCAACAUUGAGGAACAACGAGAUACAAUUCUCCGUAGUGUGGUAGAGAAUAUGUUUUGUUCGGACUGGAGUAUGGACACAAUGAUUGAAGAUGGGGAUCCCCUUGAUGAUCCGGGGCCUUCUACUGAUGCUCUUGCUGAAUCGCCACCCGCACCCCCAAGCCAUGGUACGGGUAGAAAUAGAAGCACUAGCCCGCCAAAGCGACCAAAGCCUAUUCUAGAGCGAGACCCAAACCUCUCAACAACCCUCCCACCAUCGGGAAAGACCAGAGCACCUUGGCCAGCAUCUACAGUUCGCUCGCUCCCGCGGUCGCAUCCCACACGUAUUGCUCUAUCAUACAUUGUAACGCUGCAUCCUCAGCGUGGUAAAUUCCUUCCUGUUAAGGCCAGGGAAUUAGGUGUCAUUCCCGGGCCGGACUUCGGUCGAUUGACAGAAGGCAAGACAAUCACGACUCCUAACGGAAACGUCGUACAGCCCGCGGAUGUGAUGGAGCCAAUGAAGCCCGGGACUGGUGUUGCCAUUUGUGACUUACCGGAUGCGAACUAUAUCGAAGACUUUCUUGCGAGAGAGGAGUGGAGAGAUACCGAGAAGCUCAGAAUUGAAGUUGGGUGUUUCUUCUGGAUUCUCGGAACUGGAGUUUCCGCAGAUGAGAGACUCCGGGCUUUCAUGAAGCGAAUGGGGCAUUCCAAACACAUCAUCAGUGCCCCAGACGUCUGCCCCAACUCAAUCACCUUCAAGGGGGCUGCAAAGUCAUCGACAAAGUUGAAUUUGCUGGACGAGAAAUUCUUUCCCUUGCCGUAUUCCACUGAUGGGGUUCCCUCCCAGGUGGACGAGUUCAUGGAACCUGCGAAGCCUGGAAUGAUCUUCGGAAUUGAGCCAAGGUGGGAAUUUGACACGGGGUCCAUCAAGCCUCCUUUCAGUAGGGAAGCUAUCCUGCAGGAAACAGAGUCCGCGUACAUCGAGUUAGCGAGGAUAGCUCGUGAGGCCAAUGUUCAGAAUCUCGGCGAUGAUUCCCCAUGGAAAGAUGUGGAAGUUAUUACUUUGGGUACUGGCUCGGCGCUCCCAAGCAAAUACCGCAAUGUCUCUGCGACUCUCAUUAAAGUUCCCGGAGCUGGCAGUAUUUUGUUGGAUGCAGGCGAGAAUACCCUGGGGCAGCUUCGCAGAUUGUACGACCCUACGGAGCUCAAGGCAGCCCUAAGAGGUCUAAAAGGACUCUAUAUUUCCCACCUCCAUGCUGACCAUCACCUUGGCACUGCAGCAGUCUUAAAAGCGUGGCACAACGAGAUUUACUCGUCCGACGCCUCUGAAACGAAGCAGCUGAUGAACGUUGUUGCACCCUUGAAGUUUCAUGUCUGGCUCCGAGAAUAUGCCGACGUAGAAGAGUUUGGCUUCUCCAACAUCCGAUUCAUCAGUUGCGAAGACCUCCUAUGGAAGAACAGAAAUAGCCCCAACAAUCUCUCCGUCCAUCUUCUUCCCGAAGUCCUUGAUUCCCUAUCCUUGGCCUCAAUUCAAACUUCUCGAGCAGUUCACUGUCUGGACUCUUUCACUACUUCAUGGACCUGGAACAAUGGCUUCAAAAUUGCCUACUCGGGGGAUACUCGUCCUACCAAAGGCUUCGUUGAAAUCGGCCGGAACUCAACAGUUCUUCUUCAUGAAGCAACAUUCGACGACGAACUUCUCCCGGAAGCAAUUGCCAAGAAACACUCCACUACUAGCGAAGCUAUUAACGCGGGAAAGAUAAUGGGUGCACAGAACAUCAUUCUCACGCAUUUCAGCCAACGAUACCCGAAGUUGCCAAUUUUGAGUGCUGCAGAGGAGAGCGGGCUGGAAGUGCUUGUCGCGUUUGACCUCUGCAGAAUUAGGCUUGGAGAUGUGAAGAGGUUUGGGACUUUUAUACCCGCAUUGAAGGAGUUGUAUGAGGAGGUCGAUGAGGAGGAGAAAGUUGAGGGAGAGGAGGAGGAGGAGGAGGAGGAGGAGGAGGAGGAGGAGGAGGCGCCGGCUGUUAGAGAGAAGAAGACAAAAAAAGUGGGUAAAGCUGUGGAGUGUAAAGCUGAGGGAAAUAAGGUUGAGAAGAAGAGCAAGAGGAGGGGAAGUGAGGCGGUGGAAAUAGACCCUCGCUCCCUCCAGUGAGUGAACGGGGCGUGUGUGAUCUGUCGAAACAUACUAUUCUAGAGCUAGUAAAUACGGUAUUCUGUAUAUACAAAAGUGCAGAAGCUGAUGUUAGCGUACCUGCUGCAAUAAUUGUUUCUACACUCAUCGUUCUGGAGCGGCAUAGCUCAUACGGUAUUUAGAAUUAAGGGGCACCGGGAUGCAAAACAUUUACACGAGUAAUGAAGAUCCGAGAUAUCCUUUCCGGACACUUCCCGUCAUGAACUCCUUUUUUCAAUAGACUCGAAUACCAUGACAGGCAAUAUUCUUACUGA
Molecule: messenger RNA, 3113 nt
Organism: Tuber aestivum (summer truffle)
Lineage: Eukaryota; Fungi; Ascomycota; Pezizomycetes; Pezizales; Tuberaceae
Source: the annotation of a GenBank genome assembly